Messenger RNA from Brassica rapa (field mustard), 411 nucleotides. Its product is annotated as eukaryotic translation initiation factor 3 subunit A. Lineage: Eukaryota; Viridiplantae; Streptophyta; Magnoliopsida; Brassicales; Brassicaceae. The record is from RefSeq and is a predicted model, not a curated record.
AUGGAUGAAGUCGACGGUAGAUUCACCGGAAUAGAUGAAGACGACGGUAGAUUCACCGGAAUAGAUGAAGACGGCGGUAGAUUCACCGGAAUAGAUGAAGACGGCGGUAGAUUCACCGGAAUAGAUGAAGACGGCGGUAGAUUCACCGGAAUAGGUGGAAUGGAAUCAGAAGUCGUCGGAAUAGAUCGUCUUCUUGAUGUAGUCGCCGGUUUCGUCGCCGACGUAGCAACACGAGUGCCACGGCGAGAAGAUCGACGGAGAGUGACCAUAUCGGAGCUCAAUCUUGACGGAAUGAUCCUAAAUAAGCAAUCGAUAGAUCAGAAAGUGAGCAAUGCGGAAGAAGAUCGAUUGAUCGGAGUGGAUGAAUGCGGAGACGAAGAUCGAGAGCUGAGUUUGAGCUCAGCGCUCUGA